UUUUUUUAAUACUAAUAAGCCCAUCUCACAAAUUGUGGAGUCACGGUGUUCCAUAAUAGAGUUUCUGCAACAAUAUCACUUUCUUCUUCCCUGAUUUCUCAUAUCCAAUAUUCAUCCGAAGUUAACAGACAACAAUGGGAAGUAAAAGCCCACCGACUCUACUCCUUGCAUACUUUUCCCUAUUGAUUUUUUCAUUCCUCGCUGAAUCUCAAGCAAGAUCACUUCAACAAGUUUGUUCUUCCUCAUGUGGAGAUAUCAAAAACAUCAGCUACCCAUUUCGCUUAAAAGGCGAUCCAGAAAGCUGUGGCGAUCACGACUAUGAACUUUCAUGCGAGGACAACAAAACUAUAUUGGAAUAUUACUCAGGAAGGUACUAUGUGAAGAGAAUUUCAUAUACAAUGCGUACCAUUCGCAUAGUUGAUGUUAAUUUUGUGAAUGGAACUUGCAAUCUUCCAUACCAUUCUCUAUCCCCGGAUGUAGUGGAUAGUGAUAUUCGUUACGAAGAUGCACAAAUAGGACUCAAUUUUAUGUAUGCCAGUUUCAUUAACUGCUCCGGAAUCAUCACUGAUCCAACUUACAGAAAACUUCCUUGUAUGGGUGGAAACACAUCCCAUGUUUAUGUUGUUUAUGGUUCUAUGCUCUCCAGUCUUCCCGAGAGAUGCUCAUUUAUCUCAAUGCUUCCGAUUGAUUUUAGAGAUUUGAAUGAUACAAUCCUGAAUUUACUGGAGUCAGGGUUCGAUAUGGGAUGGUCAGUUGAGUGCCGAGAUUGCCAGCUAUCCAAUCAAAGUUGCUAUCUAGCUAAAUUCGAAUUACCAUUUGAUUAUUACUGUUCAGAUUAUGGUCCAUAUGCAGAUGGUAUCAUUUCCACAAUAGUUAAGAUCGCCUUUUCUCUACUUGGGUCCUUUUUGAUUGUGAUUAUACUUAUUGCUAGAUUUAUCCUCGCUCCAAUCAUUAUUCUGGUGUUCCUAAUUCACAAGUUCAGGAAAGACCGAAAGCCGGUUGAUAAAGUGGAGACAUUUCUACAGAAUCAGCAGUCCUUGAUGCCGAAAAGGUACUCUUACACUGAUCUAGUUGCAAUGACGAACCACUUCAGAGAUAAAUUGGGGCAAGGGGGGUUUGGAUCGGUUUAUAAAGGGCAACUACCUGGUGGUUACUUGAUUGCUGUUAAAAUGCUCGAGAACACAAAGUUCAGUGGUGAAGAAUUCAUCAAUGAGGUCUCAACAAUCGGUAGAAUUCACCAUGUCAAUGUGGUGCAACUAGCGGGAUUUUGUUCUGAGGGGUCUAAAAGGGCUCUUGUGUAUGAGUACAUGCCUAAUGGAUCACUUGACAAACACAUCUUCGCGAAGGAAGGAAAGGGUCAGUCGUUUUGUUGGGGGAAUAUCCUCGAAAUAGCUCUAGGAACUGCUAGAGGGAUUGAGUAUCUACAUUGUGGAUGUGAUGUAUGCAUUCUUCAUUUCGACAUUAAGCCUCACAAUAUCCUGCUGGACCAAAAUUUCGUCCCAAAAGUCGCAGAUUUUGGCCUUGCCAAAUUUCACGCGAAGGAGAAUGAUUUUGUGUCCAUUAGUACAACGAGAGGAACAAUAGGGUACAUAGCUCCUGAACUGAUUUCAAGGAAUUUUGGAGCAGUGUCCAGCAAAUCAGAUGUGUACAGUUUUGGUAUGUUAUUGUUGGAAAUGGCUGGAAGAAGAAAGAAUGUAGAUGAAAAGGCAAAAAGUGAGAGCAAAGUCUACUUUCCAUCAUGGGUUUAUGACAAUCUUGACAAGGGAGGAGAUUUAGAGCUUGAAACUGUGAGUGACAUUGAGAUUGGGAUUGCAAGAAAAUUGUGUAUGGUUGGACUAUGGUGCAUCCAAAUGAAGGCAUCAGACCGUCCUUCAAUGACCAAAGUGGUGGAAAUGUUAGAAGGGAAUAUUGAUGAUUUGAAAAUGCCUCCCAAGCCAUUUAUGUGUUCGCCCAAACGUGCGUCUAUCAAUGAGUCUCGAUCGGAUUCUUCAACAGAGAUAUUUUCUGAGUCCAUAGAGGAAUGUUUGUAUGGUGAUAGAAAUGUUUAUUCUCAUCAAUCUGUUGUGUAAUAAAAACGGCAGAUCUAUUAUAGUAAAAGUUUAUGGUUACAUGUA
Molecule: messenger RNA, 2114 nt
Organism: Cornus florida
Lineage: Eukaryota; Viridiplantae; Streptophyta; Magnoliopsida; Cornales; Cornaceae
Product: rust resistance kinase Lr10-like
Exons: 3
Coding region: 135-2069 (644 amino acids)
Biological process (GO): protein phosphorylation
Molecular function (GO): protein kinase activity; ATP binding; polysaccharide binding
Source: RefSeq, a predicted model, not a curated record